GCAAGUUGGCUGUCUUGGUGUCAAUUGUUUCGCUUUAACGUGACACGAUGAAGAACACAUGAGUGAGUCUCUCGUUGUAGUCUAGCUUGAUAGAGAUACAACGGGAAGAGAUCAAAACUAUUACGCAUUGUGUUGUUGUAUAAUGACAGAAUUAGACUUUGAUCCCACGAAGAUUGAUAAAACAAGUAUGUCGUGACACAGGUAUUGAGCAGACGCAGGCAUUCCUAAACGAAGGACUCAGUGAUUCAACUAGAACAUAGGACAGACACGCUUGUGUCAACACUGGACAAGCACAAGUAUUUCCCCAAGUGAAGCGCAAGUAUUUUCGCAGGAGAGGCAGUACGCAAGCAAGCGGGACGCAGGCAACAGAAAAUAGUGCUUGAACAACCUUCCGACUAACAUCAUCAGUACUCGAACAAUCGUAAUACUAGUAGUCAACGACGUGAAGAAUCCCAUACUAGCCUGGAACAGGAAGCCACUUUCUCUGUCAACUGCAAACGAGCCGCACCCGGAGCUUCCCUUCUUCAGCAAGAUCACGUCGCCUGAAGUGAAGAUUUCUUUUUCUCAGCAGCAAGGGGACAGAGGCAGAGUACCACUACCACUACCACUAGGCAUCUGGUUGGGACACAUCUUCUACUUCUUCUUACGAGCACUACGACAGAAACUAGCGGUGACGACAUUUUUCUAUUUCUUCUUGUCGACCAGAAACAACAAAAAACGGGAGACCCACUUCUAAGAAGUACAACAACAACCACCUCCACGACAGCACGACAACUUCUAGUCCAACAACCUCCACACCCUUUCCUGCCAGAAGGCAAGUCUUGUGGGAUGUCCAGCUCCGCAGAAGCAGCGUCACUGGACGCGUCUAGAGGCGUUUCACUAGGAGGCGGAAUGGUCGUGCACACCAACAGUAAGGGAGAUAUGGUCUACGAAGCAUGUCCUCCGAAGGUUCAUCCACCUAGAGGCAGAUACGAAUGGAAUCAAGUACGAGGAGGAGGAAUUUUGGUUACGAGGACUUGAAAUAUAAUAGUUGUAAAGGACUUGUAGUUCUAUGCUAGAUUUUGAUUUAUAGGCUAAACUAGACUACUCUUGGAGGAAGGAACAUGAUAAUGAUAAUGCAGGUCUACCUAAUUACCUUGGAUUUGGUAUCCAACGAACGUGAACAAGUUAUGCAAAUUACCUCCAGGACUGAAUGUUUUGAAGAAGAUGAGAAGCCAAAGGAAAAAGUAAGCUAGUACUGACUUUCUAUAGGAUCCCCAAGCAUCCGAUUUAUAUCGUUGCCCCUCUCUAUUUUCUUCUUCGUGCUAUUCUCACUCCCCCGACGAACCUCUCUUUCAUUUCCCUGACCUUUAGCGACGUUCCACGUGAUGCAAUUCUGCAUUGGAAAAUGGAGUGGCUUAGAGCAGGACACAAGCAUGGCUGUAAAUUUAGCGGGUACACGACACACACCGACGGCGAGAAUAGGAAAGAGGAGUUCACCUCAAAUUUUCGGAUACAGCCUCAUCGAAUGGGCUUCAUGCGACGCAAACACGGAGAGGGAUCCAUGUUUUAAGGGAAUAUCAAUAUUUUGAAAUGUGAGUCGGUCGAAAAGGAUAAUGCGACAAGAUAAGUAGUGCACAGGCUACUUACACUCUCUGAGUUUGGAUUAUGUACUCUGUAAUCAAUCAGUAAAUGUAAUCUGCCCCUCCACAGGGUCUAGCUAAAAAAUUUCCAUAUUUCUUCUUGUCAACUUCUACCUAUGUAAUCUUCUCCUCCACCGGGUCUAGCUAAAAAAUUUCCAUAUUUCUUCUUGUCAACUUCUACCUAUGUAAUCUUCUCCUCCACAGGGUCUAGCUAAAAAAUUUCCAUUUAUUUCUUCUUGUCAACUAAGUACCUCAACCUCAAUGUUGAGUACUUAGAUACUCAAUACCUCAACCUCGAAACAAGAUAAGUAGUGCACCGGCUACUUCUACCUCAAUUCAAUAGCUUUUCUUUUUUUUGAGGUAGUUCCGGAACAUUGAGGUAGUGGAGGAUAAUUCAGUUCCGGAACAUAAAAAUCUAAAAAUUUCUCCACUUUCAUAUUCCGGAACUGAAUUAUCCUGGCAAGUAUCUGCUACAGGCCUGGCUAUGCGACGCAAACGAAAUCGUGAUUAGCAGGGUGACGAGUGUGGUCUACGAGGUAGUGAAUGUCGGAUUGCUGAAGAGCGACGGAUCAUCUUCGCGUGGCGGAAAGAAGGAGUAGUGGAGCAGCAAUAGCAUGAUCAUGGAGAAAGCAAGGUCAUGGGGAGACCUCUGCGCUGCUUAUGAGUAAAUGAGGACGAUUCUUGCAGAGCCAGAGGUGCGACUCCCUCCAGGUCAGCUGUACAAUACGAGACCGCAUGCUUAGUGCAUACCUUGAUAGCUGGCGCUCUGGAGAAGAUCAUUUUCGUCGUUGCGGCUCUGAAGAUAUUGUUCGCAUGCAGCUACCGAGUUUUCUCUUCCAGAACCCGUUGGUUUGCUCUAGCUGAGUGAAAAAGUAUGACACGGGGGUUUGAAUUUAAAAAACUAGAACUACAUUUUUAACGAAGCAGUGAGAAGGGCUUUCUCUAGCCAGAGCCGAAUUGCUUGGUUAAGCAUAAGUAGUCUGAUGUAGUUCACCUCUAUUUUUCUUGGAUAUUCUUCUCCUAUCAAUCUCGUGCUGCAGUAGACUGAAGGGCUGAAAACUGAAGAUCCAACGUCACAUGUGAAAGAAAUACCCGUGUCCAAAUCAUGGUCUCCUGUCAGUUGGCGAAUUUAGACUCGUGUUUAGUUGUACUACUACUACAUUGCCAUAGAUCUGACUAAUUGACUCACGUAAACACAAUAAAUAUGCUGUCUUUUGCCUCUUGUAUUGUGUUUACUAACUGGUGUACUAAAAAUUAAAAUGUGUGAUAGUAAAUGACUACUGUUACUUAGCGCGAUUCCCUCUACAUUUCUUGACUAUCUUGAGUUUUAGGUACAAUCAUCAUCAUCAUCAUCAAGUGUACUAAAUUGCCAUGAAUCUGACUAGUUGACUCAUGUAAACACAAAACAAGCUGUCUCUUGCCUUCGGCCCCUUCGCUUCUUGUGUUGUGUUUAAGUGUACUAAAGAUGCGUAAGAAUGAAUAGCCACUGUUACUUAACACAAGUUAGUUCGGCAGAAACGGAGAAAAUUCGACUCCGAUUUUCACGGUCAAGGCCAUAACCUUGGUCGCAUGCAGAAGCCCGCAACAAAGUGAACGAGUCAAUCACCUCGGUUCCAAAAUUGCUUGCUAAUCAUGUGAACUCGACGCAAGAGGACCAACCCGCACGCCUCCAACCACAGAGAAAAUAGUAAUACUCUUGAGCCCGAUGCAUCCACUCAUCGUUCUACUUGUUGCUUUCCCGAGAAAGAUUAGAAGAAGGUCGUAUACGCGAUUACCUUGAGGAGAAGGAGCAUCGAUAUGGUACGCAGCAUACCGCCAUUACGUAGAGGUCGGUGUGGUGAAUUAUCUAUGGCAACUACGUGAUGAGAAGCCCCUCCAUUGCCUGUUUCCUUUUCCAAUCGAACUUCUACACUUGUUUUGUACCCCUCAAAUGCCCCUCAUUUUUCCUUGAGAUCAGCAGCGAAGAGCUCCACUUUUACGACCCUCCACACACGUACAUACUACAAGAAGACUGACUACAUGCCAUAAAAACUGCAGUCGAGGACAGGAAG
Amoebophrya sp. A25 is the source of this 3673-nucleotide messenger RNA. NCBI's taxonomy places the organism in Eukaryota, Dinophyceae, Syndiniales, Amoebophryaceae. The record is from the annotation of a GenBank genome assembly.